AUGUUCAAACAUAAAUCAGCUUCAUUUCAUGAUGCAAGCAUUGAUACCCAAUUGAAAUUUAAGCCUCCAAAACCAGAAUUAAUAUCUAAUUCCACUAAAAGAAAUUCUGAAGUGCUAUCUCAUCCUCCAGAAUUAUUAGCCAAACUAUAUUAAACCAAUAGGCUUUUAGAAUAAAAUAUUGUAAAGCUAAAUGAAACCCAAUAAAAAUUGGCCUAGAAAGAAGAGGAGAUCUUGGAUUUGAAAUAGAAACUUAGAUGUUCAACUAAGGAUUUAAACGAGAAGAAUGACAAAAUUGCAUAAUUAACAGAACAAUUAAAAGGAUUCAAAAUAGAUAUGAGAAAAACUAGUUCUGAUAGAGGUAAUUAAGAAUUACAAUAAAAACUGCAUCAUGUUUCUUAACAUAAUGAAGCCUUGUUUCAAGAUUAUCAAUCUGUUCUUUUGCAGAAUUAAAAUUAUCAAUAGUAAAUCAUUGAACUUCAAGACUAGUUGAAUUCAAUAUCUUAUAGAUUAAGAGAGUCAGAAUAAGCAAUAUAAUUGAUUAAAGAAACAGAAACUAAAGUCAAUUAUCUAGAAUUAGAUGUUGAUAGACUAGAGGAAAAACAAAAGAAGUCCUUACCUGGAUUAAUGAAAUAGAAUCAGCAAAUGAAAAUCUAAUACGAGACCAACAUAUAACUUCUUAAUUGCGGUGUAGAUUAUAUAGCUACUCAAUUCUAAAAAUCGAUUACAACUCUAACCAAGCAACUUUAGAUGGUUUCAAAAUUUUCAAAAAGAAAUGUUGUUUUAUCAGAAACAUAAUUGAGCUUUUAUGGAUUAAACACAUUGGCAUAAUAAACAAACUCAAAGAGAGUGUAAUAAAUACUUUAAAAGAUGAACAUAAGCGAAACUCUUUAAAGCUGGUUAGAAGGGAUUGUCACAUUUCUUAUGAUUAAUUGUCAGGAAAUAUUGUAAAAAGAAGUGGAUAAAAAAUUAGAUAAAUUGUAAAGACAAAUUUAACGAGUCCAUGACAUCACUAUUCAAUUAGCCACUUCCUAUGAUUUCAUGAAAUUUGGCAAGAAUAGAUGCAAUAACAUGAGUGCUUACAGUCAAAAGUCAAGCAGUUAUUGUUCGAGAUUAUAAGAUAAGGAGAAUGACGAAUAUAGUUAAAAUAUUAAACUUAAAGAUUUCUUGGAUUUGACAUUAAUUAAAUUAGGAGAGCAUUUGGCUUAAAUCUAACAACUAAACAUUGAGUUAUAAGUAUAGAAUUUUUAGAAUAAAUCUUCGAGGGAGCUGCAAAUUGGACUUAAGGAAUAAUUGCAUUUGCACGAAAAUUUAACAAAUUAUAUAAAAAAGGAGUUAAUUUCAAUUAAAAAAGAGAUCACUAGUCAUUCAUAGAGAGGAUAAGUUAAGAAAUAUAGUUACAUGCCUAAAAUAAUAUGA
Molecule: messenger RNA, 1416 nt
Organism: Paramecium tetraurelia
Lineage: Eukaryota; Ciliophora; Oligohymenophorea; Peniculida; Parameciidae
Exons: 4
Source: RefSeq, a predicted model, not a curated record